Morone saxatilis (striped sea-bass) is the source of this 1551-nucleotide messenger RNA. It is a transcript of the gene alg8, whose product is annotated as ALG8 alpha-1,3-glucosyltransferase. Gene Ontology annotation, molecular function: dolichyl pyrophosphate Glc1Man9GlcNAc2 alpha-1,3-glucosyltransferase activity. Gene Ontology annotation, cellular component: endoplasmic reticulum membrane. The record is from RefSeq and is a predicted model, not a curated record. Gene Ontology annotation, biological process: protein N-linked glycosylation. Lineage: Eukaryota; Metazoa; Chordata; Actinopteri; Moronidae.
AACACGUCGGAGUGGACUCUGGACUACCCUCCGCUGUUCGCCUGGUUCGAGUUCGGUCUGUCCCACGUGGCUCAGCACUUCGACAGAAACAUGCUGGUGGUGGAGAAUCUGAACUACGCCAGCCCGGCUACGGUUCUCUUCCAGAGGCUGUCGGUCAUCUUCACUGACCUGGUUUUCAUCUUCGCUGUCAGAGAGUGCUGCCGGUGCGUUCAGGAGCAGAAAGGCCCUCGGGACAUUUUGAGCCGCCCGUCCUUCGUCCUCGCUGUUCUGCUGCUCUGGAACUUCGGCCUCCUCAUCGUCGACCAUAUUCAUUUCCAGUAUAACGGCUUCUUGUUUGGCUUCCUGUUGCUGUCUGUGGCCAAACACCUGCAGUCUCAGCACCUGCAGGGGGCGCUGCUGUUCGCCAUCCUGCUCAACCUGAAGCACAUCUACCUGUACGUGGCGCCGGCGUACGGCAUCUACCUGCUGCGGAGCUACUGCUUCACUCAGGACCACAAAGAUGGUUCUGUGAACUGGAGGAGCUUCAGUCCGCUCCGUCUGAUGGCUCUGGGCGCCAUCGUGGUCUCCGUGUGCGCUCUGUCCUUCGGGCCCUUCAUCGCCAUGGGUCAGCUCCCUCAGGUCCUGUCCCGUCUCUUCCCCUUUAAGCGGGGCCUCUGUCACGCCUACUGGGCCCCCAACAUCUGGGCCCUCUACAACAUGCUGGACAAAGUCCUGGCGGUGCUAGGUGUUCGUCUGAAGCUGCUGGAGGAGGCGGAGCUUCCUCGAGCCUCCAUGACGGGCGGGUUGGUUCAGGAGUUUCAGCACUCGGUCCUCCCCUCCGUCUCUCCCUCCGUCACCCUGGUCUGCACUCUGCUCUCCAUCCUGCCGGCCGUGGCGUCCAUCUGGCGGCGUCCUCGCGGUGCUCGGGGGUUUCUGCGCUGCCUGCUGCUCUGCGCUCUGGCCUCCUUCAUGUUCGGCUGGCACGUCCACGAGAAGGCUGUCCUCAUCGCCAUCCUGCCCCUCAGCAUCCUGGCGGUGGAGAGCAGAGAGGAUGCUGGGAUAUUCCUGGUCCUGACCACCACGGGUCAUUACUCGCUGUUCCCACUGAUCUUCACCCCCUCAGAGCUGCCGAUCAAAGUGGCUCUGAUGCUGAUGUUUGUGAUCUUCUCGUUUGCUGCUCUGAGGAAACUGUACAGCGGUCAGGGGUCCCUGCUGCGUCCUCUGGAGUCCGUCUACCUUGCGGGACUGGUUGCCGUUGCGAUCGCCUGCGAGAUCAUCUUCCCUCUGUCGCCGUGGCAACAGAGGCUGCCCUUCCUCCCCCUGCUGGCGACAUCGGUGUACUGCUCAGUGGGCGUCUCGUACUCCUUCCUGCGUCUGUACGCCAGCCUGCUGCGGCAGGACGAGAAACCCAAACAGCUGUGAGACGUCGCGGGUUAGAGCCCCAACAGCUGCUGCCCGCGUGCCCUCGAGCACAACUCACACCUCUCCAAACCCCUCUGUGUGGCUCCCGCUCCGAUUUUCUUCUUCUUGUGGAAUAUUAUAUUGUAUACAGGAAGUUUGGGAGCAUCAGUU